Molecule: messenger RNA, 733 nt
Organism: Mytilus californianus (California mussel)
Lineage: Eukaryota; Metazoa; Mollusca; Bivalvia; Mytilida; Mytilidae
Exons: 1
Coding region: 1-462 (153 amino acids)
Source: RefSeq, a predicted model, not a curated record
AUGAAAAUAGUAUUCUUUCUGGUAUUACUUUGCAUUGUUACGUACUGCCAAGCAUCAGGCAGACGAGAAGAACGAGUAAACUGGAGAGGCAGAAGAGCGCCAAAAAUUAAGGUGAAUCUGUCGCUAACAAAUUGUAAAUGCAAUGGGUAUGAAGGAGGUACACACGGGGGCGGUCCAAGACCAUUCCGAAUAGUAUGCAAGAAAACUUCAAGUGGUUCUAAAAAGAAAGGAAAGAAGAAGAACAAAGGGGAUGGUUCUAAGAAAAUCACAAAUGAUUGUACGUAUACAGGAAAUCCACAUAAGUGCAGCGAUUACAACAACAACAAUCAGGAAAAGUUUUAUAAGGAACUUAUUGCAGUAAUUGCUCCAAAGCAAUGUGGUAAUCUCAAUCUGGCUGGAGCGCCUUGUCCAGAAGGCACAUUUAACACUAAAAAAACAUGCGAGGAAAUUGAUUAUAACUAGAAUGAAUUUUAUUUCCUGGAGUAUUAUAGACACUAUAUUAUUUCUUUUAAUGCAAUAAUAAAUAUUUCACAAGACAGUCACGCCAUGUUACAAAUGGCAUUAGAUAAGAAAUUGAAGCUUACUAUAACGUAAAAGAUAAAAAGAUAGUGUUUAUUUUUUUUUAAUUCAAGUGUCACGGAUGAGUCUUCUCAUGCGAACGCGCCUCUGGUAUACGAAAUUAUAAGCCUGUUAUCUAAAAAAAAAUGGAGGGGUAAUUGUAUUUACAAAUUAA